This is a messenger RNA of Rubroshorea leprosula, 985 nucleotides long. Lineage: Eukaryota; Viridiplantae; Streptophyta; Magnoliopsida; Malvales; Dipterocarpaceae. The record is from the annotation of a GenBank genome assembly.
GAUUUCUUUUUCUAGAGAGAGGCUUCUCCAAUUCUGUGUGCCGGUUGCGUCUGCCAUGGCCAUCGAUCCUUCUGCUUCCAGUUCUUUACCGACUCCGGCUUUUGUUGGUUCUUCUACUGAUUUGUCUAGGAUGCAGGAGAGAAGUAAGGAUCUGUUGAACCCUUGUGAAUUCUACUUUAGAGAAGUCCGUUUCGGAUCUAAGGGUGCAGGUUUCCUUUCUUCAAGCUUCGUCUUCCUCUAUUAUUCAGUCUUCUAAGGUGUCUCUUGAGGGUAGAGCCUUCACUCUUUUUGGUAGCUUGGGUUACUUCAAUCUUGCUGUCAAGCUCAUCAAGAUGUUGUUGUGGAGGUUUAAGCUGAUUUAAAGUUGAAGAAAGUUUAUGAUUAAGGUCCAUCAUAUGUUCCUCUGGGUAGAUCUCUGGUUGAAGUAAAGGAAAGAUUGAGCAGCUUUUGGGACGCAAAGGAUUUUACUACAACUAUUCACAGUAGGAGUAUGCAGAGGUUCUCAAGGUAUCCCUUUUUAGCUUUUCGGACCUCUUGUUGAACAUGUUCUUAUGUUGCAGUGCAUUGGUUGUGUUUUAAGAACAUCUGCUUGCUGAACGAAUGCUCUGUUUCCAACUCGAGUUUUGGUCAUGCUCGGUAUUGUGACUUUUCAUUGAAACUAUAUCAAGAUUUUUCUUAGGAAGCUGUGCUGCUUCUUUAUCCAUACUAUAAGCUUUUAUAGUUUUUUUUUUUUUUUGGUGAAGGUAUCCUCAUUUGUCAAUGAGAAUCCAUGUUUUAACGACUAGUUAGCAUUUGCCAUGUCCCUUGUUUGGGGCUUAACUUUACACUCCAAUUGGUUGCUAUUGGUUUAUGUUGCAAAAAAUCUCUUAUGUGCUGAGAUUUGCAUUAACCUUUGUAGCCUCACUUGUGUAACUUUUACCUAGGUAUUUAUGUACACCCAAAUUUGCUCGUAGUUUUUGCUUUUGCCUGGGUGUUUAUGUACACC